Entrophospora candida is the source of this 1878-nucleotide messenger RNA. NCBI's taxonomy places the organism in Eukaryota, Fungi, Glomeromycota, Glomeromycetes, Entrophosporales, Entrophosporaceae. The record is from the annotation of a GenBank genome assembly.
AUGAGUAGGGAGGAAAUAGAAGGCACAAGAAACUAUUGCCAGGAACACGGUUGUAUCUAUUGCUCUUAUCAAAAUAGAGGGGAAAAAAUAAGUGCCGUAGAUGAGACAAGUUUAGUUUGUAAAAGUUGCCAAAAUAAAGAUUUAGAAAAGGCAUUCAAAAACAGUAAGGAAUUAAAGAAACUGGAAAAUGAAGAUUUAAAAACUAGAACCCUAUUGCUAGGUCUUAAUUCAAACUUUUUAAAAGAUAUAAGUGAAAUUUUAGGCAAAAUAAAAAAUAGAAAAAGGGCCAUUAUUUCUAAAAAUACUGAUCAGUCUGCCACCAUUACUGACAACGAAAUAAAUAAUUUUUUCUUGAAAACAAUUGAAGCCUAUCACUCAGAUAUAGAAGCCGAGUUAAGCAACUCUUCUCCAGUAAAAAUUGCCGAACUCGACAGUAAGUUUCAUAAUUACAAGGACCUAUCCACUAACGAACUGGAAAUAAUUUCAAAUGACAUUUUUGAGGCAAUCAAAAAUAAAAGGGCUAAGAAGGAACUAACUGAUUUAAUAAGGAGGAUAGAAAACUGCUCGGACAGUGAUUUGUUAAAUUUUAUCCAGGAACUAGAAAAAUUUUCUUCAAUUUCUCCUUAUAAAAAAAAUGCUUAUCUGGCCCACCAGAAUAAGGCGGAUUCUUCCUUAGAAAAAUUACGACAACGCUGGAAUGAUCUAGACGAAAAAGAAAAAUUACAAUCACUAGGAUCUGAACAAAAGUCCGAAGAAUACCAAGUAGUAGACAGAAGCGAAACUUUUGAAGAAGUAAAAAUGGCUAGAGAAGAAAUUAAACAGGGAAGACAAAAAAAAGAUGAUAAUCCCUCAAUAAUUACCCAAAAUUCAAAUGAACUAGCCUCUAAAGCAUUGGUCGGUAUUACAGUCGCGAUAGCCGGAAGCACGACAAUUUUAGUGUUAGUAAUAACUCAUUUCAGACAUGCUUUUGUAGGCAAUACUUUGGCUAAUGUUUAUCAAUUUUGUGGAUAUAAAGUAGUUAGAGAAUACUAUAUUAAUGACCGCGGAGGACAAAUUACUGCUUUACGGGAUUUAGAGAAAUGUGGGGUUAAGUUUGAUAUCUGGUUUUCAGAAAGUAGUUUGUAUGAAAAAAAUAAACAUCAGAAAAUACUUACUGAAUUAGGAGAAAAAGAAUUAAUUUAUUCUCCAAAAGAAGAAAAGGCGAUUUUCUUCCGUAGCAGUUUAGCAGGGGAUGAUAAAGAUCGAGUAAUUAUUAAACAAGAUGGAGAUUAUACUUAUUUUUUUUCUGAUAUUCUUUACCUUUUAGACAAAUUACAAAGAGCUGACAAAUUAAUUUACGAAGGACAAAUGGAAAGGUUUUCCAAAAGAACCGGCAAUACGAUUGAAUUAGCAGAGGCACUGGAAUAUAUGGAUAUGGAUCAGUUAAAGUUUUUUUUGCUGGAAAAAGAACCUAAUCAACCUUUAGCGAUUAAUGUUGAAUUAUUGAAAAAAGACAAAGAAAAAACCCAACUUUAUUAUAUCCAGUACGCCCAUGCUCGCUGCCAUCAAAUAUUUAAAAAAGCCCAAGAGAGAGGCAUAAAAAAAAUUGGUUCUAGCAUUGACUUAUUAAAGCAAAAAAAAGAAAGAGAAAUAUUUAAACUAUUAGUGAGAUUUUCCUUUGUUUUAGAAAAAGUUAUUGAGGAAAAUAAACCUCAUCAUUUAAUUCACUACCUAUAUGAAUUAGCCCAACUCUGGCAAAUCUAUUAUCAAAACAGCACCAUUUUGGAGCAAGAAAAUAAAGAAUUAACCUCUCAAAAGUUACUUUUGGUAAAAAACAUUCAAAUAAUUCUAAAACUAGGGCUUAAACUUAUGGGAAUAGAAGCACCUGAACGAAUGUAA